Molecule: messenger RNA, 1491 nt
Organism: Phytomonas sp. Hart1
Lineage: Eukaryota; Euglenozoa; Kinetoplastea; Trypanosomatida; Trypanosomatidae
Source: the annotation of a GenBank genome assembly
AUGGCGGCACCCCGUGGAGCGGUGCUUUUCACACGGAAUGGCCAUGAGAUCGAUGGGGCCGCCACGAUGCGCGCGACGUACCCGGCGGUGUCCGCCGCACUUGUGGAGUCCGCUAAAGACACCUACCGUGGCCGCCCGACCGUGGCUGAGCUUCUAAAGGAGCAGCAAGUUCUGGAGGAACGCUACGAGGAAUUUCUUCGCGCGUCUCGACUGAAGACCCCACUUACCGAGACUAGCCUGCAGGCCAAACAGUUAUUUGGAUGUACGGAUGAUUUCCAGAAAGAGGAGCUUCAACAUGAGCUCAUACGUGUGUCCGCCAAGCUGCGCGAGCAUCGCCGGGUUCUUUGUACACAACUCAAGGACAACCCCAACGACGUCGACAACUGGCGUAAAAUCUCGAAUGAAAGAGAAGAACUAAUCACGCUUUUGAAAGACACGAUCAUGGAGCUUACGACAGGGUACCAAGAAUCCACGCGCUACUCUUCUCAACGCGGAGGCUCUCAACAAACUGGGUUGGGGAUGGGGGCUUUUUCUAACUUGGGACAGCAGUUACCUAGUUUAUGUCGAUCUACGAGUGGGACCUCAAUGCGGUCCUUCGGUAACAUUCAAGGGACGCUUAAGGAUGAUCUUUCCGAAACGCCUCCUUCUCGUCUAUCACAUACAAACACACUACACACGACACUCUCAAAACGGUUUGGAAGUACAAUGCAAAUGCGACACGCUGUAAAAAACGUCCCCAAUCAGCCUCGUAUCCCACUCACCUCAUCCUUCAUAGGCUUCACACAAAAGGUGUUUCAAGAACAGGCCGCACAGCGUUGGGCCGAUGCGCUUGUUCGCAAGCAAAAGGAACUCAACCAAAACGUGAAGCAACUACAACAUAACAUGGCGCAAGAGCGUAGCCUCAAGGAGUGUGAGUUGGCCGAACGGCGGGCUAAAAUAGCCGAGCUGCGGUUUGAGUUGCGCGAGAAGAGGCGCGCGCUUGAGGUACGCACGUUAGAGGCAAAAGCCGCAAUGGAGGCUGCUACCGAGGGUCAAAAACGUAGGGCAGAAGAAGAGCAACGCGAGGUGACUAAGAGUAUGAAAACCAACCAACAACUCCUCCAGAUGGAGAACGACACACAUAAAAUGUACGUUGAGUUUCUUUAUAAUCGAAUCCAAGAGCUCGAUGCGAUGGCUUUGGAUUGGAAUCGCAAGAACCAGACCAAACUCAAGUGGAUAGAGGAAAUGAAACUUGAUGCGGAGCAGACGCGUCAGCAAUGCUCAGAGCGACUACGCGACUGUGAAGCCGAAAUGGAAGUUCAACUCAACCUCCAGGCACAGCGUGGGGAGAAGCGCCGGAAAGAAGCGGCAGCGACCACGGCGGAGGAACAGAAAAGUGAGGCGGCUUAUGAGGCAGCGUCCAAGUUGCAAUCAGCCAUUCGUGCUAUGUUUACACGAAUGACACUGAAAAAGCUAAAGAAGGGUGGAAAGAAAAGUAAGAAAAAGGCAUAA